Aspergillus terreus NIH2624 is the source of this 1497-nucleotide messenger RNA. RefSeq lists its product as uncharacterized. The record is from RefSeq and is a predicted model, not a curated record. The coding region runs from base 1 to 1497 and encodes 498 amino acids. The transcript has a single exon. Gene Ontology annotation, molecular function: RNA polymerase I core promoter sequence-specific DNA binding; TBP-class protein binding. Gene Ontology annotation, cellular component: RNA polymerase I core factor complex. Lineage: Eukaryota; Fungi; Ascomycota; Eurotiomycetes; Eurotiales; Aspergillaceae. Gene Ontology annotation, biological process: nucleolar large rRNA transcription by RNA polymerase I.
AUGGGGGUCGGAGAUUAUGUACAUUCCAAGGAAGCAGGCCAACGUCGGCCUCCUACAAGAGAUGCCCAAAUCCGGUCCCGCCAAAACCUAGCUGAGCAGGCAAGGGUGGAGGUGCCUACAACGAAACUGGCUGCGCCUCUGCCUUUACCGCCCAACCGACAGGCCCAGCUGGACCACGAUGGAGCCAAUCCGGAGAGGUUGGACGCCGCUCGUGAAACCUCCCAGCGCAGAGACAUGUUCGAUACAGAUGUAGAAGGCAUCGACGACUCGACUAUCGCGGCGACAAGUGUGAUGGGCGUCGACGAUAUUCCAUACCGACCCUCGUCCAGUAUGACAGCCCACCAAGCUCCUACAGAGACAGCGCACUUCGAGCAAACCCGGCGGUCCUACGGCCCUAACUGGUACGACAACCUCGGGGACAAGGCAUUCAAGGCAGCUGGCUUUGGUUCUUCUGACUUUGACGAUGCAAGCCAACGAACAUCAGUGGCUGCUGACGACGAAGCAUCGGAAGAUCUCAACGUCUCCGACCUCCGCCCCAAAGGCCGCGGGUCCGAGGAACCUCUGAGCAAGCGUCUGCAGAAUUUCUGGAAUGCGAGCAGGAGGCCCCAUGCGAGGACAGGCGCAUCUCCGGCUCAAGAGGAGCCAUCUAAGAUCCCGACCUACAAACGCUCGUCACUGUCUGACGUGAAAGCGUCGACUACCCAAGCGCUCCCUAUCGCUCCACCCAGGAAAGUCACUCUCCCACACAGUAUGAGCGCAACUCCAAGGACGCGCUUCAGUCCUCCUAAACCUUCCCUCCUUGACAAAUACGACUUGACGCCCACCCGGCGGUCGUCUGGUUCCCGAGCUCAUUAUAAUAAGCCAAAUGUAACCGUCGCCGACCCGCACGAUAGCGGGGAGGAUGUCGGAUUAUUUGGACAUAACUACGGCACAGACAACAUGGCAGCACUCUCUGCUUUUGACAUCACCCAUUUUGAUGAUCUUGACGAUGAUCCCAUCAAUGAUCCGUUCGCUCGGCGCGACUCUGUCAGACGAAUCAGCCCCGAGCAUUCGUCACCCAGAAAGCGCCAGCUGGAAGCCGAUUACCCCCCUGAAGUCCUGUACCAGAAAUCAUUCGCGGAUCUGCAAGCGGAACCGUUUGACCGCACGCCGUCAGCAGCCGUCACGUCGGGUCUAGCCCAAGAAGUACCUAGCUCCGGGGCCGACAGAAUCUCUCAGCUCCUGCGACUUUCCGAAGAAGACCGUCGCGCAUACUUUUCCAACUUGUCGGUUGAGGAGUGGGAAGAAUGCGGUGAUCAGCUUAUCGAGCAGUUCAGCAACCUGCUCACGAAGAUGAAGGACCUACGCCAAGCUCGGCGCACAACCGCUGCGGUGUUCGAAGCUGAGAUUAGACGACGGCAUGAAGCUGUUCAAGAACAGUCUGCCGAGGUAUCUAAGAAACUGGAGGACAUGAGAAGCGGUGGCGUGGAGGUUUUACGCGGACGAACCCCUUCAUAG